UGCAAAAUAUGAAACAUGGGUGACAGCAUGGAUAUUGUACAGUCAAUAUUAGAAAAUGAUACUCAAGAAAAAGAUCCACGUAAAUCUACGGUAGUACAGAAAGAUGUUGAAGUUGAAACAGAUAUAGGAACUCUUUUAGCAUUUGAUUAUAACACUUUGGAUAUAAAAGCACUAAAAGGUCAGCAGGAACCAUAUUUAAAAAGUGUAACAAGGGAUAAUGUGCAGAUAAUAAUUAAUAAAAUCUGGGAACUCCCAACUGAACGCAUUGAUGAAGUGAUAGUAGCAAAAUUACCUAAGCCUCACUAUAUUUUACCACGAUCUCGUCAAAUUCCAAAACCAAAACCAUUAACGAAAUGGCAACAAUUUGCUAAAGAAAAAGGUAUUAAAUCUAAGAAGAAAGGUAAAUCUAAACUUCAAUGGGAUGAGGAAUUACAGAAAUGGAUACCUACAUUUGGUUAUAAACGUAAGGCAGCUUUGGAACAAAAAGAAUGGUUGGUAGAAGUAAAUAAUGAAGGUAAAGCCACAGAAGACCCAUUUGCUGCUGCUAAAGUAGCAAAAGAAGAAAGGCGGUCUAAGAAUGAACUGCAGAGGCUGCGUAAUAUUGCCAAGGCAAAGAAUAUUAAAGUUCCACAAGUAGGACUUCCUACUAGAGAACAUUUUCCUGAGUCAAAACAACUUGCUCAGGCCAUUACUAUUGCACGUACAUCCACAGCCUCUGUGGGCAAAUUCCAGGACAGGUUACCAAAAGAGAAAGAUGCAAAGGGUAUAGCAAAACAAGUACCAGGUAUGAAAAGAAAGGCUGAAACUAUUCCAUUGAAUAUAAGAGAUGAGAAAAAGAGGAAUACAGAUUUGGCAGAUAACAUUCUCAAAAGUAAUACAAAAAUUUUCCGUGAAGACUUGUCUGUACCAAAAACAAAGGUUAACGAAACAAAAACAAAGAAAGGUAAAAAGGUAACAAAACAUAAGGGAGCAAAGAAACCAAAAGGAGGAAAAGGAAAUCGAGAUAUGCGGCUUAAAGUAGGCGGUAGGAAACGAAGAUAAAAGAAUUGAAUACUUAUGUUAUUUUAAUUGUUUGUACUACACUGACUGCAAAUGGCAUUUUAAUACAUAGUGUUAAGUGUAUUAACAUUAAAAACGUUAAUAAAAUGACAUUUGUAUAA
This is a messenger RNA of Megachile rotundata (alfalfa leafcutting bee), 1160 nucleotides long. RefSeq names its product ribosome biogenesis regulatory protein homolog. Gene Ontology annotation, cellular component: nucleus. Gene Ontology annotation, molecular function: protein binding. Lineage: Eukaryota; Metazoa; Arthropoda; Insecta; Hymenoptera; Megachilidae. Gene Ontology annotation, biological process: ribosome biogenesis. The record is from RefSeq and is a predicted model, not a curated record.